This is a messenger RNA of Platichthys flesus (European flounder), 9211 nucleotides long. RefSeq names its product chondroitin sulfate proteoglycan 4 (gene cspg4). The transcript has 11 exons. The record is from RefSeq and is a predicted model, not a curated record. Bases 1 to 6939 code for a protein of 2312 amino acids. NCBI's taxonomy places the organism in Eukaryota, Metazoa, Chordata, Actinopteri, Pleuronectiformes, Pleuronectidae.
AUGAGAGCCCUGCACUCGUUCCCGGUCGGUGCCUUCCUGACCCUGCUGCUCUGCCUCCCCAGCCCCGGUCACGGAGAGUCCUACUUUGGGGCCAGCCACUGCAGUUUACAAGUCAUCCAAGAUGUCUCCACUUUCCAACUGUCACUGCAUAUUAAGACAAGUCGGAGGAGUGGGCUACUGCUCCUGGCUGCAGGGAUGGAGGACUACCUAUUUGUUGAGCUGCAAAACGGGAAAAUACAGGCACGGAUGAACUCAGGCUCUGGUGAGGUGACGCUGUCCUCAUCCCAAGGAGUACAGCUGAACAACCUCCUGGACCACAAAAUCGCACUGACCCUGCAAGAUGGCAAACUCACCAUGAUAAUUGAUGAUCUCUAUCCAACAUAUGUUCCUGUGAACGACGAUGGGGAACUACUAAAUAUUGACAUGGGCCUUUGGCUUGGAGGCACAGGAGACCUGGAUGCUCCCUACCUCACCAAUGCCAUUCCCCCUUUCCGGGGAUGCAUGACCGAGGUUAAAUUUGAGUCUCAUCAGUUUGAUAUUCUCAGCACAGCCUUUAAACAAUGCCAAGACACAAAGGAGUCCUGCAGCAGUGAGUUUGAGGCUGGUGAUGGCGAGGCAACAAGUUUCAGCACUCCUGAUUCCUUUGUUUCUUUCCCCACCUGGAGCGGGGCUAGUGGCGCUCCAAGGGUCUUGGAGUUCCUAAUGAAAACCACCAUUGAGGAUGCGUUACUUGUUUUCCACCCUGGCAGAGACUCAGACUUCAUUGCUAUUGCUGUGAUGAAAGGUUAUCUCAAAGGUGUCCUGGACCUCGGCAGUGGCAUGAAGGUACUGGAGAAUACCGAGGUGCAGCUGGAUGAUGACCAGUGGCAUAGAGUUAAGGUUCAGAUCAGUCAGGAUUCUUUUGUUAUUAAUGUAGAUAGCCAGCCUUCCUCCCUCCCACUUGACUCAUCAGAAAAACUGGACUUAGCAGGAAACCUAUAUUUAGGAGGAAUCCAGGGGAAAAUGAAGGAAGUCUUUCGUGAAAGUGGGUCCUUGAAUAGGGCAGAAGAGGAAAUGACAGCUGAGUCCUUCAUUGGUUGUUUGGGCGAAAUCAAAGUAAAUCAGAAGGAUCGAAGCCUACAAGAUGCUUUGGUGACGAAAGAUGUUCACGUUAAAUGUGAAGGAGACGACUACGACUACUCAAGUUAUUAUGAUGUAGACGCAACUACAACUCCCCCUGUCCGCAUCCGAUAUGUCGACAUGGACGAAACUGGACAACACUGCUACCCAACUGAUGAAACCCCAGAGAUAUUCAGAAAUGUAACCAAACUUCUUGAUGUCACACCAUUGCUUGUUCCGGAAGGUGGAGAAGUUUUUCUUGAUAUCAACAACCUAAGCCCUACAUUUGACCUCAGUGUUGCAGGGAUGCGUCAGUCAGACAUUAUCUUUACCCUCCAAAAUGAUCCAUGGUAUGGCCUGGUUGAUAUGGACCUCAACACAAAACACACACAAAAGUUCACUCUACUGGAUGUUGUUAAUAAGAAAAUUAAGUACAUGCAUGAUGGAAAUGAUAGGUAUGCAGAUCAAAUCCAAAUAGAGGUGGUUACUCACAGUGAUGGUUACCUUCCAGAAUGUCUAAAGACUCCCAGAGAUUAUGUCCUCCCAGUUGAGAUACUUCCUGUCAAUGAUAUACCACAACUAAGUGGAGGAGAAAUCACAAUCACUGAAAAUGGCAGGACUCGUCUGAGCCCUAGCCUUAUCAGAAUUGUGGAUUCUGACACCCGGUGUGACCAAUUAGUAGUAACUGUAACCUCAGAGCCGUCCAUGGAGGUUGGUUACCUUGAAAAUGGUCAAAGGCCAGGAAGAAGCAUCUCAGAAUUCACAUGCAGAGAAUUGAAAGAUGGACAUAUUUAUUUUGUACAUAGAGAGGGUAGUUCUGCUGGAAUAACAUUGGAAGUAUCUGAUGGACAGUCAGUAAGCCAGUCAACUACUUUAAAGUUGUCCGUAACACAGCCACAUAUGACAAUUGUUACCAACACUGGCCUUCUCUUGCCUCAAGGAAGCAACUCGUCCAUAGGUAUUGAAACUCUGGCUGUUAUCGCUCAUCCUCGUAACGGAGAUAUCAUGUAUAACAUUACACAACCUCUGCUAUUUGGAGAACUACACAUUAUGACAAGUGAUGGACUGUACAAGCAGGUAACAGCUUUCCAUCAGUCUGAUCUGGAUCAAAACCGCAUAAGGUACGUCAGCACAGACUCAAGUGACCAGGAGGAUAUUGUUGUGGAGCGAAUUCAGUUUGACACCCAUUUGGGGAAGUUCUCCCUCUGGAACAACACCUUCUUAGUAAAGAUCAUGCCUGCGCAAGUUAAAGUUUCUGUCCUGGUUCCCUUGGAAAUGGAGGCUGGUGAGGAGCAAACAAUUGGCCUCACAGAGCUUCAGGCUGUAGUGAAAGAGAAAAACCCAGAUCCACAAACUGUAAAAUACAUCCUUGUCAAGCCGCCAACACUAGGAAGUCUCCUGAUGUCAGAUAAAGAGCUAGCUGAGGGUGAUAUGUUUACCCAGAAGGACAUUAUUGACAAUACUAUUAGCUACAGGGUCCGAGUGCAAAGAGCUGCAGAUAGUCUUGACCAAUUUCAGUUUAGAGUUUUGGUUGAGGACCAAUAUUCUCCUCUGUACACCUUCCCAAUCAAUAUCCUUGCCAAUGCAGAUGCCCCUGUUCUGACCAAUGAGAUGCUAGUUGUCUUGCAGGGUGCUGAGGAAACUCUGAACAAAAACUAUCUUUGGAUGCAGUCACAGACCUCGACGGAUUUUGUUUACCGUGUCUUACAAGGGCCAAAGAAUGGACGACUGAUAAGGGACUCCCCUGAAGACCAGCCUAGAUUUGAGGGGGCAAUCAGAGUUUUCAGUAAUGAAGACCUAAAACUUGACAGGCUUAUUUACAAGCACGAUGGCUCCAGGACAAGCACUGAUGAGUUCCAUUUCUCAGCAUUUGAUCAAGGAGCAGAAAACUCUGAAAAUCAGGAGGCAGUCAGUGGUGUUUUCAGAUUAUCAAUUCAAACCAAGAACGAGCACGUUCCUGUGAGGGUCGUGGAUAAAGUCUUCAACGUGGUCCGCUAUGGUCAGCAUCUGCUAACAACAGAUGUGAUCCAGUUCAAGGACGAUGACUCCGGUUUCAAUGACACCCAAAUUGUCUACGCUCGUGAGGGAAUCCUAUCAGGCAAUAUCGUUUCAGCGUCCAACCCAUCACAGCCUCUUUUCCGUUUCACCCAAGCUGACCUGCGAGACAAAAAGAUUCUUUUCAUCCACCGUGGAGCCGAUCGAGAACGCUUCUCACUCCAGGUGUCAGACGGCUACCACAAGACCACUGCGCUCCUAGAGAUCGAGGCUGGUGAGGCCUACCUACGAGUUGUGAACAACGCAAUCAUAGUCAUCGACCAUGGAAGCACCAAGACCCUUAACACCUCGCUGCUGAGCGCUGACACCAACGUGGACGUCAGAGAUGACAGCGAGAUCAAGUUCCAGAUUACAUCCCCACCAAGUGAUGGCAAAAUUAUUGUGAGUGGGAUUGAGGCCUCUACGUUCUCCCAGGAAGACCUAAAAAAAGGAGUUGUGUCAUAUGAGCAUAAUUAUGAGAGUCGGAGGUCCAAGGACUCUUUCAGCUUUAGGGUCCAAGCCCAUGGUUACUCUGAAGACGGUACCUUCAGGAUUAAAAUAUUCAAGCAAGGUUACAGAUCUGAGCCUGAGGUGAUAACUAAUGAGGUCAUCAUUUCCUAUGAGGGAGAGCACACCAUCAUCACCCCGGAUCAUCUCAAGGUGGAGCAAGCAGAUAUUCUCCCAACAGAAAUGGUGUUCACCAUUAAAGAACUUCCACGGUUCGGUCAUGUGGUCAAGCUGACAAACAGUUCAGACAGCGCAGCCUCGCCUGUCCUCAACUACAUCCACACCUUCAGUCAAGAGGACAUUGAUCAGGGACGCAUCCUCUAUGUGUCUGCGUCCAUUCAGGGCAAUGACGCCUUCACAGUGGACGUCAGCAACGGUUUCACCACAGUGGAGGACUUACAGAUCUCUGUGAACAUCGUCCCCCGGCUCAUCCCCAUCCAGACCUUCAACUUCACUGUGAAGGAAGGCCUCAGCAGGGUCAUUAAUGCAGAGAUCAUAAACAUCUCUCAUCCCUUCUACAGCUCAGAAAACAUAGAUUUUGUGGUGGAAGAGCCGCCACAGCAUGGGGACAUCCGCUACCUUGAUGGAGACGAACUCUCUUACUUCACAUGGGAGGAGGUGAAACUUGGACACAUCUACUACAUGCAUGACAGCACCGAGAGCACAGAGGACAGUUUUACACUCUCUGCCUCCAUUUAUGAGAUUGAGCGCCGCAGCCUCCCUGUCACCAUCUCAGUGACUGUCAUACCAGUCAACGACGAGCCGCCAAAGCUGACGCGGAACACCGGCCUGGAGGUUCUUGCUGGGGAGGAAGCUGACAUCACCUCCAGCAUGCUGAACACCGAGGACGCCGACACCCCUGCCGAGAAACUGGUUUACCACGUCGAGAUGCCAACCAACGGGAUGGUGGCACUGAAAGAGGCGCCCGAGGAAGGCAUUCUGAAUUUCACUCAAGCCAACAUAAACAAUGGGGAGAUCAUCUUCACCCAUGAAAGUGAGGAGUCUGGUGGUUUCGGUUUCACCGUGACAGACGGCGAGCACACUUCUCCUCUCUAUCAAUUUGUCAUCACAGCCAGGCCUCUCACCAUCACCAUGGUAACGCAAGAGGAGCUCAUGGUGUUCCCAGGAACAAGGCAGCCCAUCACAAGCGCCAACCUGGGGGCCGUGACCAAUGAGGAUGGAAACGAGAUCAGCUACUCUCUUAUCCGCCCACCUCGUUUGGGACGACUCAUCCUGGCUAACGACAGGAACCAGUAUGAAGAAAUUACCCGCUUCUCACAAACUCAGCUGGAGUCAGGAGCAGUCUUCUACGAGCACCAGAUACCCGAGGAGGCUUUUUGGGUGGUGAGGGACUCCGUAGAGCUCACCCUGUCGUCCCAACCAGCUCCAGAUGUCCGACACAUCCUGCCCAUCACCGUCUCCUACUACGCUGCUCACAGCAACAUCUCAUCACAGCUGUGGAAGAACGAAGGUCUGGAAAUUGUGCAGGGCCAGAGGAAAACCAUUGAUGAUUCCAUUCUUGAUGCAUCAAACCUUAUGGCAAGCGUACCUGAGGCCAGUCAAGAUGAUAUGGAUGUGGUUUAUGAGAUUAAGCGUUUUCCUGACCACGGUCGUAUCACCCUGGGUGGUCAGGACCUGCCCCGUAAUGCCCCCUCCUUCAUGCAGGAAGACGUGAAUCAAGGAAAGCUGGAGUAUGUGCAUGAUGACUCAGGAGCCUCCUCUGACAGCUUCUCUUUCAGGGCCCGUCUAAAGUCUGAGGGUCAAGGUGUGGCCUCGCCUGCAGAGUCUGUGGUCCUGGAGGAGAUAUUUAUCAUCUCAAUCAAACGGCGAGGCUCUGACCCUCCCGAAUUAGUUACGACAGACAUGCUCUUGGAGGUCCUUCAAGGCUCCAUGACCAUCUUGACCCAGAGGCAGCUCAACACUCAGGACGAGGACAGUCCACCAGAUGAGGUGCACUUCAAGGUGACCAAAGCUCCUAGCAACGGUCGACUGGUUGACUCUCUCACAAUGGACCCCAUCGCUGACUUCACACAAGAGAUGGUCAAUCGUGGGCAGGUGGGCUUCUUCAGUGACGGCAGCCUUGAAGAUGGCUUUGCGGAAUUCAUUGUGUCAGACGGCGAACACCAAACGGAACCACACACCCUCCACAUUGGCAUCCUCGCUCGCACUUUGUAUCUCGACAAAGCUCCUGAGAUCAAGGUGAAACAAGGUGAUGAUGAGACCCUGGUGACUGAGGAGAUGUUGAAGGCCACUACCGGGGGCCCUGUUGAGGAGGACAUCCUUUACAAGAUCACAAGUGUUCCCAAGUAUGCAUCUGUCAUGGUUGACCGGCAGCCAACGUCAGCCUUCACCCAGAAACAGAUCAAAGAAGGCAGAGUCAGCGUCCGAUUUGUUAAGUCCACUUCACCUCGAGAUAGCGUUGCAUUUGUGGCUCGGAGUCGGGCGGCUAACGUCUCCUCUGUCCUCAACAUCACAGUCCAGCCUCUGGCCAACAUCGCUCAGAAUCCUGUCUUACCCCAGGGUACUCUUGUCCAACUGGACAGGAAACUUCUGGACGCAUCGCCGCUUGCAAACAAGACCAGAGCGUCCCCCACGUUCACUGUCAUCCAACAGCCACGGGGGGCUCGUUUUGUGAGGUCUGGAGGCGCCGGUGAAGGUCAGCCAGUGGACACAUUUAGCCAGAGGGACUUGGAUGAAGGCCUUGUAGCCAUGGAAAUCCUAAAUCAUACAUCUGGACCAGAAGGUGGUGUUGGUCAGGAUGAGGCACGCUUCCUGCUCAAAGCCCAUGGGGUGCCUCCUGCUGAAUGUGUGCUUUCCUUUAAGACAGGCCCCUACAAUGCUUCUGGAGUCUACCCUGUCACUCUGUUGAGGACUCCCUCAGAAGCCCCCUCUGCAACUCCAACUAGCCCCCCCUGGAGGAGCAGCAUGGACUGGCCCAAUGGAAAUCCCACCACAACAGCACCUUCCAGCUCUAGCCCCAACGGAAGACCACAUGUCUACCGAAGGAGCAACUUCUGGUCUAUUCUCAUUCCCAUCCUGGUAAUCCUCCUCCUUUUGCUGCUGGCAGCCAUCUUGGCCUACUACUUGAUCCGUAAAAACAAGACAGGCAAGCACAACGUCCAGACGGCAGCUUCCAAACCCAAAAAUGGAGAGGUGGCCAGCACGGAGACCUUUCGCAAAACUGAUCCAGCCAAUAACAUCCCCAUGUCCAACAUGGACGCCAAAGACGCAGACCCGGAGUUGUUGCAGCACUGUCGGACAACAAACCCGACCCUGAAAAAGAACCAGUACUGGGUUUGAGACGCUUUGAGAUACAGUAGCACACAGAGAGGUGGAUUCUCGAGUGUUUGGAAGCCUUCUCAAACCAUUCCUUUCACUAUUAAAAACCUCUUGCCACAGCGUUUUCAAUGAAAAUUAUUUUUGACACCGUUGGUCAUUUACUUCUCUCAACACAACUGUGGACAAAUUCUCAGGCAAUGAAACACUGAAUACCUAUUGGCAAAGAAAGAGGCAGUUUCUCAUCGUACAAGGUUCCUGCCAUGUCUAUUUAUUUUAGUUUUAUCAUUCCUCUUUGUCGUAGGGCACAGAUGAAGACAUAAACAUGCCAUGUGUUUGCAAAAAGUAUUUCUGUGCUCUUUCAUUGUAUUCCAUAUGAUAUCAUUGACCAACAUUAUUCGAUUGAGUGAAAAGGUAACUUAAAGUCUUGGUAAUAGUUUGAUUUUACUUUUUAAUUGAUCAGCGGAGUGGAUAAGCGUGUACAUAGAUGAUGAGGUACAUAGAUUGCUGUAUUAUCAAUAAGAUGACAAACUGCCUCUUAGUGUUGAGUAGAUCUUUAUUUUUUUGUGUUUUAAAGGUACCAUUGUAUGUUGUUUCUCAGGGCUAAAUUCAGUUUAAAGAAGCAGUUUGAUAUUUGGUUAAAUGCACUUGUUCACUUUCUUGCCAUGAGUUAGAUGAGAGGUUUGAUACCACUUUGGCAUGUCCGUCAAAUCUGAAGCUACAGGCAGGAGAAGUGUCCAUCUUUUAAUCUAACUCUCAACAAGAAAACCAACAAUUGUUUUUCCUUCAAAUGUCAAUCCAAACUUUAAUGUCAUCACACAUUAACAUUUCAAUAGUUUGAAUUUUGUGUGAAAAUCAAAUGCUAUAAUAUUACGAAAUCGGAAAAAUUUACUACGGUUUAGAUGAAUUUAGCUCAGAGUCAUACAUUUUAAUGCUUUUGCUUGUUUCCAAAGUGCUUGUAAAUGUUCACUGGACUGGCACAGCACUGACAACACAACUACAAAGUCCACAGUUUGUUGACCAAAGUUACUUUGGUGGUAGUUUUCUACCAAAAUACACGCCCGUAUUUGGCCGACAGUCACGGGUGAGGUCAUCUUAAACUGGAAACAUUCCAGUUUAAGAUUCUGUAAUUAAGAAAUCAUAACUAUGAUUGGCUGGUGCUGGUGCAUUCCAUAUGUAAGCUGAAUUUACAGACGGUCCUGUAUUGAAAUUGUGAGAUGUUUCUAACUCCUUUGACUUGUUAUGUAUAUUGAGCUUUACUGUAAUUGAGACUAGAUGUCUUUCCAUUUCACUCUGACCCGUCAUGCUUAACUUAUGUUGAAUAAGUUGAAUGAAUUACUUAAGCUAACGUAGAAAGGGUACAAGGAGAAAUUCAGAAAAACUUCUUUGAUCCACUAAAGAAAAGAUAGUUUCUUCUUAUUAUUUUUUGUUAGCGUCUUACUAUUUGCUGUAUAUUUCCUUUUCUCAUACUGUAUACCGAUGACACCUUAUUCUUCAUUAGUCUUAUACUGAAUAUACAAUUAUUUCUAUGCAGUACUAUCAUCUAUUGAAUUUCUAUUUUUCUAGUGUUGUGAGAGCAAGAUAUGUAGGUAGAUAUUUUACAGAGUGCAGACAGUGAUGUGUUUCAGGAGACUGGCUAUUUCAAGUGACACGAUCUCGUACUGAAAUAAAACAACAGGUCUCUCGGUCAUCCACAUUAUACCAGUUUUAUGUGUAAAUAUUCAGCUCUUCGACAUCAUGUUACUACAUUUAAUCAGAUUGAGCAACUACAGCAUAUGUGUGAGAAAGAGCUAGAGCGAGAAGGUCCAGGUAUUACCAUGUUGUGGGGACCUUAAUCUGUUUACACAGUCUCAUUAUGGGGACUUGUCCUCUUUAUGGGGACAAAAAACAAGUCCACAAAAUGCAAAUCAAUACAUUUCAUGGUAAAGACAUGUUUUAGGGUUAGGUUAGGCGUAGGCAGGUAGUAACCAUGAUUACCCAUUGAGUGAUUCUCUGGGAAGUCAAUGUAAGUCAACGUAGUGCGUGUGUGUGUGCCCAUCUCACUCAUCUGUUUACUGCUUACUGAGUUAUUUGCUGAUUUUCAUCACCACUUUUUCAUUAUUUAUUAUUUCUGUCACUCCACACACAUCUCCUCAUAUUCACUCUGUCAGAGAGUGAACUGUAAUCUGUACACUGCAGGUGCCUUUGAGAAUAGUGGUAACACAAAACAAUCUUUGGACUCUGAUAAUAGAACAUAACUGACUAUUGAAGCUGCAGUUUGCCUUUGAGCUUGUUCUCAGCACUAAUGGAAAUAAAA